UGCUAGUUAGGGCAAGAAAACAAGAGUUGUUGGUGAGAAAAAUAAAAAUAGCAGCAGUAGGAAUUAGGCACAGAAGGGAAAAACGCCCAGUUUCUAAUAGGAGCUGCCUAUUAGAGGUAGCCAGAGGAUUGGAGCUCGCUGUGCUUUACAUCAUUACUGUUGCUUCUUCUCAUUUUGAUAAGGAGCAAGCAGGGUUUGUGAUGCCCAGUCUGCUGCAGUUCCUCUGCCACCCUGCAGCUGCAGCAUCUCUGAAUGGUUUUGCAGAGAGAGAUGUCAGCUACCUGGCCUUUUAAAUGCUGGUUAUUCCUUCAUUUACUGCAGUCUUUCCUAGCCCUUUAUGGAACAAAAAGUGGGACCUUCAAUCCUCACAGUCAGUCUAAACAGGUAUCCUGCUCUGGAAGGGUGUCAGGAAAUGGGAUUCACACUGGCAUUACUCUCUGGUAAGAAUUUGGGCAACCACAGUGGUCCAGCCCUGUGCUGGAGCCCCAAGGCCUGAUGGAGAGCAUGUGGCUUUGGCAGGUCACAGGAGGAUGGUCCAUCAGCCCACCCCCAGGCAGCCUUUGCUCUGCACUAAUGACUGAACUACAGCAGACUUCUGUACAGAACAGCUAAACCGCCUGUCUGAAAUCAUCUCUGUGCUGAGAUUUACAAGAAGAAGAUUAACAAAUGCAAUGCUCAUUCUCAAAAAGGGCUCCAAAUUAGCUCCCCCCCAAAUGUGAGAGAAGCAUGGAACAAUAAAGUCAUUAUCUGAACAGGAGGGUGCACAGUAUAAUGGGGAGAGCAAUGAAUGUGAUACUAAAGGAAGUGCCAGCAUCUGCUUUUGUAAAGGCAAAUAUGGUCCUGUAAAACUGGAGGGGUUUGAGGGACUUAGGAAACAUAUGGAUAAGGCAGGUCUGGCCAGUACAGUUUGCUUGGAUUUAAAGAAUUUGGCAAAGACUGUCUCAUCAAAGUCUUUAAAUAAAGGCUGAAAUCAUGGGAUAAAAAAAGAAGAUAAAGAUUUUCUUGAGUAAAGAAAUACUAGAGAAUAGUAAAUGGAAGCUGGGAAUUAACAUCCCAUUUUUACAGCAAAGGGAAGUCAUCAGUGGUCAGAUCACAGGGGCCUUAUCUGAAAUACAGGCUGUACCUGGGAAUACUGGUGAGGUGAGAAAAUUGGAUGAUGGUAGAAAGUUAUUCAGGAUAAUAGGGUGGGAGUUGACUUGUGACUAAUUUCGGAAAGACCUAAUGGCAGUGAAUGAGUGGGCAGUAGAACAACAGAUGAAAAGGCUUAUGUAAAACAGUGUUCAUACAGAAAAAUAAUACAAAAAUUGCAUAUAAAACAAUGAUUGUGAAAUAAUAGUAACCUCUCUUUGAUUAUAGAAGUCCAUGCGGUUGUUAGCUUCAUGCUUGGUUGUAGUGAACAUCAGAAAUCACCACUGUCCAUGACUCACCAGCAUUGUGAACACCACAUUUCUGUGCCCACCUUCACUCUUAUCUCCAAAUCAAAAUGCCAGAAUUGGAAAUAUCUCUGAGAGAGACAGAAAAGGUGGUCAGAGGUGUAGAAUAGUUCUGUACAAAAAGAACCCCUUAGUAGGGCUGGAGUCUUCAGCCUGAGGAUGGAUAUGGAUGUUUCAGGUCUGUUACCACAAAUAGCUUGGAGCAGGGGGAGAGAAACGGGAACCACAGACUGAUUUUCCUUUCUUUGCAACAACCAGGUGCUAAAAAAGAGGCAGGGAGCAGGUUAUAAAUGAGUCAAAGGAGGGGGUGUUUCUGUAACUGAGCAAUGGAGCUCUUUGCCAAAGGGUGCAAAAUUUGUUAUGCAUUUGACAGCUGACUACAAGUAGCUGCUAACAGAGGCUUAGGAAGUACAAAGGCAAAAGAAACUCUGUACACAAUCUUUCUCUCUGCUCUUCCUUUGACAACCAUUUUGACCUCUGCCCUGCCUAGUGCCACCCCUGCUGCCCCAAAACUGGCUCAGGGCCCCAUUUGGCCAAGUCCUGACGCCUGCCAGGGUGGAGGCUCCUCCGCUGCGCUGGAGACCUGUGGCAAGUGCUGAACCCCCUUGGGGGGGAGCACGUGUGCAGUUUUUCCUGAUACCUAAUCAGAAUUUCCCUUGCUGCAAGUCAUGCCUGUUGCCUCUUGUCUUUUGGUUGUGUCCCACAAAAAAGAACCUGACUUAUCAGCUCUAAACCCCCACGGCCCCUUUUAGCUUGUCUCAGACAAGUGUUAAAUCCCUCCUUAAGCAUCUUUUCUUCAAGUUGAAUAAACCCAGCUUGCUCUCUGCUAUGUUCCAGGCUCUUCACUGCAUCAGUGGCAUUAUGCUGGAUCCUUUCCAGUUUCUUUUUUUCUUGCAGCAAUCCAGAUGUGUGGUUUUUAAUUAGCUAUUUCAUUUAUCUUCUGCUGUAAAUUUGUUACUGCGCUAGCUGUGGCCUGCUUCCACAAGGGAUUUACAAGAUGAGGUUCUAACACCUGUGUUGUACUGAAAGCCAAACAGUGUAAGAGUAGUCUCUUUGCUGAAAUCUCUUGACCUCUUAAUUAUAUUAAAAAGUGUUUUAGUGGCUCAAUUAUAGUCUUAUUAUAUUUAGUGGCUCAGCUGUUCCAUGCUGCAGCCAUUUGGGAGAGCAGCCUCAAAGAUACCGACUGAUGGCUUCUCUGUGGUGACAUUUCCCUCCCUUACUGGUAGUUUUUAAUUGGAUGGCCCAGAUCAAAGACACCAGGGCAGCUGCAUGCAUCCACUCCUUUCCUAAAAUGAAAGCAAGCAGAAACAUAAACUCAUCCUGUAAAUUAUGUGAUAUGGGGUUUUUGUCCACAAAAAUACUGUCAAGAGAUUACACUGCACCCUGUGGCUUGUCCUUCUGGAGGAUGCUGAGUUACACGGGAUAAAUGCUCUCUCACCCUUUCUUAUUCUGGUCUGGGCUCUUUGCUGCCUUGUUCUUUCCCUGUUCCCCUGUGUCCAGCUAAUGUUCGGUUCCUCAGACAGAUUUUCUCCUUCAGUGUAGGGUGCAGGGAUGCCCAAGUUUUGUUUUUUCUCUGCCUUGGCUUCACAUUUACUCAGCAUACUCUAAUAUGCUUUUGAUAUCAGGAAUUAUUUUUUGGGACUUCUUUCUGGAAGUUCCUGCCUUUUCUCCCUUGGCAAUAAACAACACUUGUUUCCUGUUCCCGCUAGACUGAUUUAGGUGCUCUCUUUCUGGUGCAACUUCUACAACUUUGUGCAGAAGUUGUUCCCUUGAGUUGCUCCCGUGCAUUUAAAAUCUCCUUGGUUUUCAAUAUCAGUUCCAAGUCAGUACCUCUGGCUGCCUGCAGCUCACCACACCCCAGCUCACCAUGUGCAUGAAACCAGAAGCAUUUCUAAGGAAGCUGCUGGAGGUGCCUGGGUUGCCUUUCUAGCAAUGAAGUUUAGCUUCCCACUCGUCUCUCCUGUACUUCCCUUUGUUGCUGGUUUCUGUCUUGGCCACGAGUUUUUGUCUAAGUCUUAGCUAGCAGCCUGUUCAUCUUUUUGCAGGAUUUCCCAGUCUGGUGGUAUGUGGGGAAGUCUGCAGCUGCUGCUGCUGCUUGAAAUGAGCAAGGCUCUUGCUGUUACUGCUGCCCACACCGCACAGGGUAGCUGAGAUGGCCCCAGGGAAUAGCCAGGCUCCUUUGCCAGCUGGAUUGCACUCUUAGGCCACGGCUUAGCUCCCAUUCUUUCACCAGACCUGCAGACUUGAAGCCAGUACUGUGGGCAGGGCAGUCAUGGGCCACAGCUGGAAGCAGCCAGGUGACUGGAAUGGUUUUCCUUCUUCUUAUACGUGGUUGUCCAGGUUGUCAGCUUUGGCCUCAGUGUGGGGUGCCGGGAUUUUGAAGGUCCUUGGCUCAGCUCCCUCAGUGCUGUGUGGGCUCCCUGUAGCUGUUUGUCCUGGUCUCUGCCUCAUUCCUCAGCAGCUUCACCACCCUCUCCCAACCUCCCGAUCCCUUUUGAGCUACCACUGCCCAUGUCAGUCCCAUCCCGUGGCAGGCUGGUUUCAGGCAGGCACUGCUGUGCUCAGAGCACUGGCCUGGGCCUUGAAGUCUGCAGCUCUGGGUUCACAUGGAUUCCCCCCUGUGCCUGUACAGAGCAUGUAGGACAUUUGGGACCAUUUGUGUUUCUCGUUGGACUUUUGGAGGAAAAGGGGAGCAGAGGACGAGCAGAACUGAGUUUUGUGAACACGGCCAGAACCCAAAAUUAAUGCGAAGAGUCAGCCCUUGGGUGCUGAAGACAGGGACCCAAAAAUAAUAGGGGCUAUGGGGAGGAAAGACACAAAAGGAGAAGCAGAAGUGUAUGCAAAGCAGCUCGGGGCUGCGGAGUGGAUGGCUCAGAGCGCUUCCUGUUCCCGGAGCCGUGUGUGUGCCCCGCUGUGUUCGGGCUCGCGCCUGCCCCUGCCCAGCAGCGCUGCACAUCGGGCCAGGGAGCAAGGCACCUGUGCAGGGAGAGGUGCAUGGAGAGGGCCUGAAUGGACUGACAGUCAGCUCCUGGAGAGAUACAUGGCCAGCUCCCAAGAGGCACAGGAACAGCGUGGCGUUGGGUGCCCCUGCACAGACCUCCGACUUCCCUUUCCCUUCCAGCGCAAACUGAUUUUUCCUCUGUGUUUUUUGGGUUGCUUUGGUGGCAGCCACUUGGCCGCCUCGGCUUUCUCCCUCCACAAUGGUGAGGUGGUUUCACCGUGACCUGAGUGGGCUGGAAGCUGAAGCCUUACUGAAGGGACGAGGUGUCCAUGGGAGCUUCCUGGCCAGACCCAGUCGGAGGAAUCAGGGGGAUUUUUCCCUUUCAGUCCGGGUUGGUGAUCAGGUAACCCACAUCCGCAUCCAGAAUACUGGGGAUUUCUAUGACCUGUAUGGAGGGGAGAAGUUUGCCACCUUGUCAGAAUUGGUGGAGUACUACACACAGCAACAGGGCUCGCUGCAGGACAAAGAUGGAACCAUCAUCGACUUGAGAUACCCGCUCAACUGUUCUGACCCCACGACAGAGAGGUGGUACCAUGGGCAUCUGUCAGGCCCUGCAGCCGAGUCCCUGCUCCAGGCCAAAGCUACCCCUUGGACCUUCUUGGUGCGGGAGAGCCUCAGCAAACCUGGGGACUUUGUCUUGUCUGUGCUCACUGACCAGCCUAAGCCCGGCUCUGAUGCGGCAGCAGGGGCAGCCGGUGCCUCUGGGGCGCGGCUCAAAGUCACACACAUCAAGAUCAUGUGUGAGAAUGGACGCUACACAAUUGGAGGGGCUGAGAUGUUUGACAGUCUGACAGAUCUGGUGGAGCACUUCAAGAAGAUUGGAAUUGAGGAGAUAUCUGGUUCCUUUGUGUACCUGAAGCAGCCCUACUAUGCUACAAGGGUGAAUGCUGCUGACAUUGAGAACAGAGUGCACGAACUGAACAAGAAGACAAGUCUGUCUGAGGAGACGUCCAAGGCUGGAUUCUGGGAGGAAUUUGAUAGCCUGCAAAAACAGGAAGCCAAGCACCUGUUUGACCGUCAUGAGGGCCAGAGACCUGAAAAUAAGAGCAAGAACCGAUACAAGAACAUAUUGCCCUUUGAUCACUCCAGAGUCAUCCUCCAGGGAAGGGACCCAAAUAUACCCGGAUCUGACUACAUCAAUGCCAACUAUGUCAAGAACACCCUGAUCAGCCCAGAUGAGUGCACCAAGACCUACAUCGCCAGCCAGGGCUGCCUGGACGCCACAGUCAAUGACUUGUGGCAAAUGGUGUGGCAGGAGAACACACGCAUUAUCGUGAUGACAACACGGGAGGUGGAAAAAGGCCGGAACAAAUGUGUGCCUUACUGGCCAGAGCUGGGCAGCACCAAGGAGUACGGUCCCUACCUUGUGCAGAACGCUGGGGAGCACGACGCGCUGGAGUACAAACUGCGGCACCUCUGCGUGUGCCCGAAGGAUAACGGCAAGGCUGUGCGUGAGAUCUGGCAAUACCAGUACCUGAGCUGGCCUGACCAUGGCGUACCCAGCGAGCCGGGAGGAGUCCUCAGCUUCCUCGACCAGAUAAACCAGAAGCAAGAGAGCAUCCCCAACGCAGGGCCUAUUCUGGUACACUGCAGCGCUGGGAUUGGCCGCACUGGGACCAUCAUCGUCAUUGAUAUGAUAGUGGAAACAAUCUCCACCAAGGGGCUGGACUGCGACAUUGACAUCCAGAAGACCAUCCAGAUGGUGAGGGCCCAGCGAUCUGGGAUGGUGCAGACAGAGGCCCAGUACAAGUUCAUCUACAUGGCCAUCUGCCAGUUCAUAGAGGCAACCAAGAAAAAGCUGGAAAUUAUCCAGUCUCAGAAAGGCAAGCCAAACGAGUGUGAGUAUGGGAACAUCGCCUACCCCCCUGCAGUGAGGAAUGCACAUCCCAAGGUUUCCCGAAAACCUUCCAAGCAGAAAGAGGAGUCAACAGUGUAUGAGAACUUGGGGAAAAAGGAGGAGAAGGUGCGGAAACAACGCUCCUCAGAGAAGAAGCUGAAAGGCUCACUAAAGAAAAAAUAAUCAUUACGUUGCAGGUAGCCCCAUGGGGGUUUGAACCUGGGCUGCAGGACUGGAGCUCACAUCCAGCUGGCCUGUCUCGCAUUCCUUGCUCUUGGACAGGAACAAAGCCUUCCCCUUCUUUCCUGUGCCAGCUUUCAGUGCCGUGACCCAUGGAGACAGUAUCUCAGCUGACCAACUCCAUGGUCCCUUGCCUGUGCAGGCCAGCACAGCACUGCCCCCUCAUCAUCCAUUAGCAGAAAAAGGUCACACCCCUCCUUCCCUUGCUCCCUGAGCACCAGGCCCAAACCCACCUCUGCUGUGUCAGCUUCAGAGGAAUUCUCAGCCAAGAGCUAAGGAAGGUCACUCCAGGAGCCACAUCUGUGCCCAGUGCUGUGAGUUAGAGUUUAUCCCGUUUGUGUUCCCUGAAGCCUCAGCUUUUCAAGUAUGAAGGUUUGGGCCUGUUUCAGCUCAGCUCCUCUGCAAUUCAACAGGAGACUUCCCCCUUCCUUAAUACCAACCUUCUGCCCCUCUUAUCCUUUUGCUAUCCCAUCCUUCACCAGGAUGCUGUAAAUAUACCAGAAUUUGAUGUGAUGGCCAUGUUUUCUGUUUUGUUUGUAAAUAAACUUGUGUUUGUUUGGCUACCAGGUCCCAA
This is a messenger RNA of Zonotrichia leucophrys gambelii, 7085 nucleotides long. RefSeq names its product protein tyrosine phosphatase non-receptor type 6 (gene PTPN6). The transcript has 15 exons. Gene Ontology annotation, biological process: intracellular signal transduction; peptidyl-tyrosine dephosphorylation; cell differentiation. Gene Ontology annotation, cellular component: cytoplasm. Bases 4634 to 6454 code for a protein of 606 amino acids. Gene Ontology annotation, molecular function: phosphotyrosine residue binding; non-membrane spanning protein tyrosine phosphatase activity. Lineage: Eukaryota; Metazoa; Chordata; Aves; Passeriformes; Passerellidae. The record is from RefSeq and is a predicted model, not a curated record.